AUUUGGGAUUGAAAGCAUUUUUUCAAAGAGGAGAAGGUCAUUGGACAGCGUCACUUCCAGCGCUGGUGUGUAAACUUCCGGCGACAACAAUAUGGCGGCGCCCAUAGCGAUACACCUGGAGUUUGGGGGAGGGGCGGAGCUACUGUUUGGCAGCGUGAAGGAGCAUCAUGUGACCCUGCCCAACCAAUCAGAACCCUGGGACAUGAAGCAGCUGCUGGUAUGGAUCAGAGGGAAUAUGCUGAAGGAACGGCCAGAGCUCUUUGUCCAGGGAGAUACUGUGAGGCCUGGGAUCUUGGUACUUAUCAAUGAUGCCGACUGGGAAUUGAUGGGUGAGUUGGAGUACGAGCUACAGGACAAGGACAACGUAGUAUUCAUCUCUACUCUCCACGGAGGUUAGAAAAUACUGGGUGUAGAUGUCUACAGGCAGCCUCCACACACAAUUCCCCUCACUUUCUCCUACUCCUAUUGUUCCACCACAAAACAAAACUCGCUGGACUCUUAGACCUCUCCGGUCCAACCAACCAACCACUGAAAGAACACUGGGAUGCUAUGAUUUAUGUUUUCCCAAGCCUGUAUUAUCUAGGAUCAUUUUUUUAUUUUAUUUUUUUAGAUCAUAAUUAUUACAAUUAUAAGGACAGGGUGGGCCUGAUCCUAGAUCAGCACUCCGAAUUGUUUUUUUGUUUUUUUAAAUAUGGGUGCUGGUCCUCCAGAAUUAUUUUUUUUUGUUUGUUGUGGAGUGAGGAGAAGAUUUUGUCUACGGAGAGGGACUCUAUGGUGAUGGCGUGAGUCUUUUCAGGGCCACAGUCAUUAAUAUUCUGCUACAGUUCUGUCUCCAUUCAAAUAGAUUCAGAAGAGACAGUAGGACUUGAGCUGAUACUUUUUUGCCUUGAACUCUGCAUGUGAUUGGUCAAGAAUCAUAAUAAUUUACCAGAUUUUAAACUUUUUUUUAAUUCACUGACAAAUUGCUGCUUCAAUCCUGCAAUGUAUGUUUUGAGACAAAAUGGGUAUUGAGACAAUUAAUCUGUCAUAAAAAUAUGCAUUUGGCUUGCUGCAAUGUAACCAUAAACAAAUGUAUUUAAUUGGCUUAGAUGAAUAAAAGGAUUGCAUACUUUAACUCAUUUAUUACCUAUCAAGUCUAACUUUCCCUUUCAACGACAUCUUUCUGUUUGCUGCAGUACAGAAUAAAAUAAGUUGAAUGAUACGGUCACAGUU
This is a messenger RNA of Oncorhynchus mykiss (rainbow trout), 1212 nucleotides long. It is a transcript of the gene urm1, whose product is annotated as ubiquitin related modifier 1. NCBI's taxonomy places the organism in Eukaryota, Metazoa, Chordata, Actinopteri, Salmoniformes, Salmonidae. The record is from RefSeq and is a predicted model, not a curated record. Gene Ontology annotation, cellular component: cytoplasm. Gene Ontology annotation, biological process: tRNA thio-modification.